UACGCGACGAGGAGGCGGGGCUCCGAUCGGUCACGUGGCCCCGCACCUCCCCGGCGCGCGCCCGUGCACCAUCCCGCUCGCUCCCGGCUCCUCCUCCUCUUCUCGCCAUUGCAGUUGGACUCAGCAGCCCGGCGCACACCGCGUGGCUUUUGGGGGCAGACCCCGGUGGGCUGUGGCAGGAGGGAGGAGGCAGCAGCGGCUGCUGUCGGGGAAGGGGACGCCAAGAAGAUAGUUGAAGUAUUGGUAACACCAAGGAAAUCUGUCACAGUUUGAAAAGCUAAGCAAAAGUUUGAUUCCCAGACACUACAGAGAAAAGUGAAAAUGGCAUUGUACCAUCACCACUUCACCACGAGAGGAAGAAGGCGUCCAAUGCGGAUUUUUGUGAAUGACGAUCGCCAUGUGAUGGCAAAGCAUUCUUCGGUGUAUCCUACCCAAGAGGAGCUGGAGGCAGUGCAGAACAUGGUGUCCCACACCGAGCGGGCUCUCAAAGCUGUGUCUGACUGGAUCGACGAGCAAGAGAAAGGCAACAGCGAGCAGGCCGAGUCUGACAACAUGGAUGUGCCCGCAGACGACGAGAGCAAAGAAGGCGCCGGGGAACAGAAGGCGGAACACAUGACCAGGACCCUGCGGGGCGUGAUGCGGGUCGGCCUGGUGGCGAAGGGUCUUCUGCUCAAGGGGGACUUGGAUCUAGAGCUGGUGCUGCUAUGUAAGGAGAAGCCCACAACGGCCCUCCUGGACAAGGUGGCUGACAACCUGGCCAUCCAGCUUGCUGUGACUGAUGACAAAUAUGAAAUACUCCAGUCUGUGGAUGAUGCUGCAAUUGUGAUAAAAAAUACGAAAGAGCCCCCGCUGUCUCUUACCAUUCACCUGACAUCUCCCGUUGUCAGAGAAGAGAUGGAGAAGAUGCUAGCUGGAGAAACGCUAUCAGUCAACGACCCCCCGGACGUUCUGGACAGGCAGAAAUGCCUUGCUGCCUUGGCGUCCCUCCGUCACGCCAAGUGGUUCCAGGCCAGGGCCAAUGGGCUGAAGUCCUGCGUCAUUGUUAUCCGGGUCCUGAGGGACCUGUGCACCCGUGUCCCCACCUGGGGUCCCCUCAGAGGAUGGCCCCUGGAGCUCCUGUGUGAGAAGUCCAUCGGCACAGCCAACCGGCCAAUGGGUGCUGGCGAGGCCCUGCGGAGAGUGCUGGAGUGCCUUGCGUCCGGCAUCGUGAUGCCAGAUGGUUCUGGCAUUUAUGACCCUUGUGAAAAAGAAGCCACUGAUGCUAUUGGGCAUCUAGACAGACAGCAACGGGAAGAUAUCACACAGAGUGCGCAGCACGCACUGCGGCUCGCUGCCUUUGGCCAGCUUCACAAAGUCCUGGGCAUGGACCCCCUGCCUUCCAAGAUGCCCAAGAAACCAAAGAACGAGAACCCAGUAGACUACAUCGUUCAAAUCCCUCCCAGCACCACCUACGCCAUUACACCCAUGAAACGCCCCAUGGAGGAGGAUGGGGAAGAGAAGUCCCCCAGCAAAAAGAAGAAGAAGAUUCAAAAGAAAGAGGAGAAGGCUGAGCCUCCCCAGGCCAUGAAUGCGCUGAUGCGGUUGAACCAGCUGAAGCCAGGGCUGCAGUACAAGCUGGUGUCCCAGACAGGCCCUGUGCACGCUCCCAUCUUCACCAUGUCCGUGGAGGUGGAUGGCAGCUCAUUUGAGGCCUCGGGGCCCUCCAAGAAGACCGCCAAGCUGCACGUGGCUGUAAAGGUGUUACAGGACAUGGGCUUGCCGACAGGUGCCGAAGGCAGGGACUCCAGCAAGGGGGAGGACUCUGCUGAGGAGACAGAGGCGAAGCCCGCUGUAGUGGCCCCGCCCCCCGUGGUGGAAGCUGUGUCGACCCCCAGCGCCACUUUCCCCUCAGAUGCCACCACUGAGAACGUAAAACAGCAGGGGCCGAUCCUGACUAAGCAUGGCAAGAACCCAGUUAUGGAACUGAAUGAGAAAAGGCGAGGCCUCAAGUACGAGCUCAUCUCUGAGACUGGAGGCAGCCACGACAAGCGCUUCGUCAUGGAGGUCGAGGUGGAUGGACAGAAGUUCCAAGGUGCUGGCUCAAACAAGAAAGUGGCAAAGGCAUACGCUGCCCUUGCUGCGCUUGAGAAGCUUUUCCCUGAUGCCCCCCUCGCCCUCGAUGCCAACAAAAAGAAGAGAGCACCAGUUCCUGUCCGAGGCGGACCAAAGUUCGCUGCCAAGCCACACAAUCCUGGCUUCGGGAUGGGUGGCCCCAUGCACAACGAGGUGCCCCCGCCCCCCAAUCUCCGCGGGCGGGGCCGAGGCAGCAGCAUCCGAGGGCGAGGGCGAGGACGAGGGUUUGGCGGUGCCAACCAUGGAGGCUACAUGAAUGCUGGCGCCGGAUACGGAAGUUAUGGGUACGGCGGCAACUCGGCGACAGCAGGCUACAGUCAGUUCUACAGCAACGGAGGGCAUUCUGGGAAUGCUGGUGGUGGCGGCGGCGGGGGCGGUGGUGGCUCUUCCGGCUAUGGCUCCUACUACCAAGGGGACAACUACAACUCACCGGUACCCCCAAAACACACUGGGAAGAAGCCGCCACAUGGGGCCCAGCAGAAGCCAUCUUACGGCUCAGGCUACCAGUCCCACCAGGGUCAGCAGCAGUCCUACAACCAGAGCCAGUACGGCAACUAUGGCCCACCACAGGGCAAGCAGAAGGGCUACAACCAUGGGCAAGGCAACUACUCCUACUCGAACUCCUACAGCUCGCCGGGAGGCGGGGGCGGCUCGGACUACAGCUACGAGAGCAAAUUCAACUACAGUGGUAGUGGAGGCCGAAGCGGUGGGAACAGCUACGGCUCAGGCGGGUCGUCCUACAACCCAGGGUCCCAUGGGGGCUACGGCGGAGGUUCUGGGGGCGGCUCCUCAUACCAAGGCAAACAAGGAGGCUACUCGUCACAGUCGAACUACAACUCCCCGGGCUCUGGCCAGAACUACAGCGGCCCUCCCGGCUCCUACCAGUCCUCACAGGGCGGCUACAGCAGGAACGCAGACCACAGCAUGAACUACCAGUACAGAUAAAGGCCCUCGCGGGCUGCGGCCUCCUCUCCUGCACUUCUGCCCGCCCGCCCGCCAGACGAUUCAGUUCGACACAUCACAGUUACCACGUCAGCCGGCCCUCCGGCCGCCCCACCCGUCCACGUUGCUGUGUUGUGAGGUGCAGCGGCCCCAGCCGUGCUGUGACCCCUGUUUAGCCGUGUUUGGGACUCCGUGUCUUCAGUGGUUUGUUAGUUGCCAUUACAGCCUUGUCUGGGUAGAGUUUGAGUUCUUGCCGUUCGGUAACCCUCUGUCUUUUUACACUUGGUGUUAACGUUGACUUCGUUUGUCUUGAAAUAGUUACGGAGGGGAUACGUCAUCUGUUAAUGCUUUUGUGAAGUGAGUUAAAUGAGCUUUCUGUAUUUUAAUGCUUUAGUGUUUCAGUUUUAUAAGUGAAGAUUUUAUUUUAAAAACCAGUGGGAAAGACUGGGGAUUUUGUAUGUCUGGGUCAUUCAGGCAGUAAAUCUGAGUUCAGCUGAAUGUAGACUAAUAAAGAAAAAGCAAAGUGCGUGCGUCCCAGGCCUGCGCGUCUGACCUUCCAGCCAGGCUGCUCUUGCCCUCAGGAAGCGAGGUGAGGAUGGCAGAUUGGCCCCUGGUCACCAUAGAGGGGCCACCUGUAGACAUCUUUCCCUUCCGGGGCGGCUGCCUGCCAGCACAGACUCCACCUGGGCGGCUUGGCACCAGCUCCCAGCAGCGUCUGGGAGGUCCGCAGUGGCCCCCACUGGCCUUUGAGGUGCAAUCCAGAAAUGCAGCUCGAGGGCCGGGAUUUAGCUCAGUGGUUCUGCCGUCUGCCUUGCAAGUACAGGGACGAGAGUUCGAUCUUCAGUACCCCCUCCCCCAGAAAAGCAGCUCAGCCUUAUUUUGCCUCUGGGAGUUCUGGUGUCAUUUGUAGUGUGAUCUCAUACCUUUGUACAGCGCAGUGUCCCCGCAGGAGCCACUGCUCUUGGGACAGGCCUAGCUCACUUGGGAUGGGGCUGAGGAAAGCCUGGUGAUGUAAGCCCAGACCUGGGCCAGCUAUGCGGGGAGAGCUGGCGUUGCUGUCAUCUGCAGGACACCUCAGUACGUACCUUGAGCCUCACGUGGAGAGUAGAGCUCUUUCCGUUCCAGAUUCCUGGACUGAGUAGCAGACCUCUCGGGGCUGUGCUGCAGCGUUGGGGACCUAGUUUUCGUGGGUAGAGGCUCAAGCUGCUGUCCCGCGUGCAGAAGAAGUGCGCCUCACCGCAGGAACUCCGUGGCUAAGCGUGGAGUGGAGAAGCUGCUGAGCCCUGGGCCGCACUGGCCUGUCCCCACGAGAGGGGCUGUGCUGGUGGCACCACUCCGCUGGCGCCUGCCUGGGAAGAACCUGUGUGCCCUGGGCAUGCCCCAACCUCUGAGACCUGGGCUGCGCCCCUGGCCUCCCCGUGUGGUGACCUUGUGUUCCAACAGGCUGGGACCCUGUGUGCGUGCAGCUCCUCUGCUGGCGCAGGGCAGGUGAAGGCUGGCCUUGCCAAGUGAGGGAAAUUUGCACUGAUGUCUCCACUACUGGGGAGAGGCGGGAAGAAGAGGUGGCCACAGUGACAACAUCUGGGUGACCUGGAGGUGCCGCAGGAGCCCACCAAGGUAGCAUCAUGGAGGGGUAGGUCCCAACUCCGAUUUCGAAGAAGGAAUCUGUGGUCCCCUCGUGGACACUUGGAGGGCCAGGACAAGAAGAGACUUGUACUGUGUUGAAAGUGAGAGGACACGAGUGGGGAGCCGGUGUCACUCGCGCGCAGGAGAGGAUGUGAAGAACGACGUGGCUGCCCAGCCGCUGUGUCGCCUGCACCGGCCUUCACGUAGGCCACCAAUUCCCAGAUCAGCCACCACCCUCGUACUCCUGACUGCCCCCAGCCCGCCCCUGGCCUGUGGGUCACACACACCCGGGCAUCCGGGCGGUGAAGAGCUGCAGAACCCGGCGCCCUUGGCAUGUUGAGCCGGCUUGGGGACCUCACUGGUGCUGAGCGUCCUGUGAUGUCCCAGACCAGUGGCAUUGUCUCGGCCCUCAGCACCUGCCAGGCCCUGCGGGGAACAGCUGGGGAGAGUGGGCUUGCAGUGGAGACUCCUUGGCCAAGGUUGGGGUGCUUUAGGUAGAUGGUGUCCUGAGCCCGGAGUCCCCAUAGAGCCCCAGGAGGGGUUUAGCAGGAGCUGGGGAGCGCUGCAGACUCACCACAGAAGGCUCAGGACGCCCAGGAGUGGAGGAAGGGGAAAGAAGCCCUCGGUCUGUGGCUGAGGUGGCCGUGGGCAUUGUGUAUGCGGCAUGACAGUGCAUUUCCAGCUCCCUGGUUAAGCAGUGCCCUUGGUGCCCUGAUGGAGUCCCUGGCUAGGGGUCCUCGCCCAGUGGCCUGAUGAUCCUCUGCCGUGGCUGGGAAGUGGCAUUUACUCUACAUUGCUGCCUCUUGGGUGCUGACGGGACCUGGCCCUGUGGGAAGCCCCCUGGCCUGACUGCAGCCGGUGUUGAUCUGCAUGUUCACUUGUGCUUUAUUUACAUGCCCGAGAGAGACCCCGGGACACACAGCAACGCAGCAGGCCUUAGGCUCAGAUGCUCGCUCUGACCCAUCCCAUAAUAAACACGUGUGAGUC
This is a messenger RNA of Fukomys damarensis (Damara mole-rat), 5667 nucleotides long. It is a transcript of the gene Ilf3, whose product is annotated as interleukin enhancer binding factor 3. Bases 322 to 3057 code for a protein of 911 amino acids. Lineage: Eukaryota; Metazoa; Chordata; Mammalia; Rodentia; Bathyergidae. The transcript is spliced from 22 exons. Gene Ontology annotation, cellular component: precatalytic spliceosome. Gene Ontology annotation, molecular function: single-stranded RNA binding; double-stranded RNA binding. The record is from RefSeq and is a predicted model, not a curated record.